Messenger RNA from Toxotes jaculatrix (banded archerfish), 1733 nucleotides. Its product is annotated as DNA damage-inducible transcript 4-like protein. Gene Ontology annotation, cellular component: cytoplasm. NCBI's taxonomy places the organism in Eukaryota, Metazoa, Chordata, Actinopteri, Toxotidae. The transcript has 3 exons. The record is from RefSeq and is a predicted model, not a curated record. Gene Ontology annotation, biological process: negative regulation of signal transduction. The coding region runs from base 175 to 756 and encodes 193 amino acids.
UGUGUUUGUGCGUGUGUGUAUGUGAGAGAGAGAGAAUAAGUAAAGGUGUGCGUGUGCGAAUUUAUUUAUGAGAAACCGUCUAAAGUAUUUUUUGCACUAAAUAAUAUUUAAGGCAGCUUUGCUAAAGCCACGGGAAAGCAGCCCACCGCUCCUGGAGAAAUCAACACUGUCACCAUGGUUGCCACAAGCACAUUAAAGACCAAAAGCAGCGAAUGUAUUUCGGAUCUGGUUGAGCGAAGAUAUGACCAGGCUUGCAUUGAGAAAGAACUUGAUUUCUGGGAUCACUGCUUGGCAGAACCCCAGAGAAAUGCAGAUGUCACUGAGGACAGAACCUGUCAACAGCUGGCCAAGAUGUUUGAGAACUGCCUGUCACAAGCCAAGAAGACAACACUGCACUGCUCCUCUGUGCUGGUACCAGAGAAGCUAACGCGGAGAAUAGCUCGCGAAGUCCUGCGGCUGGCAUCUUGCGAGCCCUGCGGCCUGCGCGGCUGCGUCCUCUACGUCCACCUGGAGCUGGACAAGGGCUGCAAGCGGCUGGACCGCAUUGUGUACGAUGCCACUGUGGUGCCCACAUUUGAGCUGACUCUUGUGUUCAAGCAGGAUGGCACUGCCUGGCCCAGCCUACGGGACUUCCUCUUUAUGGGAACCUGCUUUGCACCAACUUUCAGACACGUACUUAAACUGAGUCCAGGUUUCCGACUAGUCAAGAAAAAACUGUACUCCUCCUCGGCUGGUACCGUGGUAGAAGAGUGCUGAACUAUGGGAGGGAUUAGAGUGGGAUAUUGGGUUUCCUGUGGGUAAACGCACUUCUGCCCAAAUGUAAAUGACACUCCCAGUGGUGUCAUAUUUUCUACAGUGUUUUUUGUACAAUACGGUUUGUCAGUUCAACUCUUAGUAGCCAGUCAGUUCAGUUUGAAACUUUGGAUUUAAAGCUUAACAGCUUGUGCAUAAAUGAGCCUGAUAGUUCUGAGUUUGGCUUCAGUGUUUCUAAAAGUGCAUUUUUAUCAGCAAGAUCAUAAAAUCCUCUUUUUUUUAAUUUUGGCUUAUAAGAGUUUGCAACUCAAACACAAUUUUAAAUUGUACAUUUUGCAGAUGAAUGUAAAACUAUGUUCACAUCAACAUGUUUGAGAGGGACAUACUGAGGGUACACUUUUGUUAAAGACACUAGCCACUUUGUUGAUACAUCUGCGUGUUUCCAGAUGAAUGUGUUCAGCAACAGGAGAAUGAAAUUGAGUCUUUGGGGGCCAUAUGUAGCUAGUUGUACAAUGCUGUAUUUAGGGCUACAGAUGUCUUUAAGACUGAAUGUCUUGUGAAGAUGCUGCUGUCUUGGUGUGGCCUUUUCACACUAAGGGAAUAUGGAUGCCUUAAAUGUCAUAGAAAUGUCCUUUUUUUUCACUCAGAUCACAGCUAUGUGUAUGUUUAGUGUAAAUGUUUUAUUGCAUUUUUAUUUUUAUACCCCCUCCCCUCCAGACACAUCUUUUCAAUUCAAGAAGUUUAUAGAUUAUUAAAAGGAUGGAUCACCAAAAUGUAAAAGCGUAUUUGUUAUGUAACUUGUCACCUGGGGCGUGCAAAGAAAUUACUGUAUGUCCAGCUAGAAAUUUGUAAUUUCUUUUUUUUUUUUUUUUUUUUUUUUUGUGAAUUCCCUACAAUUUCUCCAACUUUUGUUUUUGAUGCCAUUUGAACUUCUUGUUGAAGGAAACUAGGUCUUGUCUAAUAGACAAUAAAAAAUUUAA